AUGUUCGCCACUCGCCGUUUCACAUCCGCGGUUCCUCGCGCUUUCGCAGCCCAAUCGGCCCUUUUCCAUGCCACUCGCCCUGCAUUCGUCAAGGUCGGUGAUGCGGUCCCCAAUGUCGAUUUAGUCGAGAAUUCACCGGGCAAUAAAGUGAAUCUGGCCAAGGAAUUAACUGGAAAAGCUGUCAUUGUUGGCGUUCCUGCGGCGUUUAGCCCUGCGUGCUCCAGCACCCAUGUUCCUGGCUACAUCAGCCACCCCAAGCUCAAAGACGCCGGCAGUGUGUUCGUCGUCUCCGUCAACGACCCAUUCGUCAUGAAGGCCUGGGGCACAACCCUCGACCCUACCGGCAAGAGCGGCGUCCGCUUCCUAGCUGAUCCCGCUGGUGCAUUCACAGAUGCCCUCGACCUGGGAUUCGACAGCGCUGCAAUUUUCGGAAACCAGCGAAGCAAGCGCUACGCAUUGGUCAUUGAGAAUGGAAAGGUCACAGAAGCCCAUGUCGAGCCGGAUAACACUGGUGUCAAUGUUUCUGCCGCCGAAAAGGUUCUUUCCUAA
This is a messenger RNA of Talaromyces proteolyticus, 549 nucleotides long. Its product is annotated as AhpC/TSA family protein. Gene Ontology annotation, molecular function: thioredoxin peroxidase activity. The record is from RefSeq and is a predicted model, not a curated record. The transcript has 4 exons. Lineage: Eukaryota; Fungi; Ascomycota; Eurotiomycetes; Eurotiales; Trichocomaceae. Gene Ontology annotation, biological process: cellular response to oxidative stress; hydrogen peroxide catabolic process; cell redox homeostasis. Bases 1 to 549 code for a protein of 182 amino acids. Gene Ontology annotation, cellular component: peroxisome; mitochondrion; cytosol.